UUCCCAAGCGAUUCAGAUCGGCGGAGAUAUACUCAUAUAUAUAUAUAUUUACCGACAUAUAUAGACGUUCCAGUCAUUUGAGAUUGUCAAAGUGAAAACCCGAGGGCCGUAAGAAACUAACGGCAUACUCGAGACGAAAGACAGUCGAUAAGAUUAACGUUUUACUUAACUUAAUUAAAACUAACGAAAAGCCAGGCACCAAAACAAGCGAUCCAACUCGAUUAUAUAGUCCUAGCCUUAGAUAAUAUACGAGAACAGCCCACUCGAGUGGCCAACUCGUUCAAGUGAUUUGUGAUUGUUAAGAAUCGACUAAGCCCCCGGAGGAAAAGUGUGUUUGUGAUUUAAAUUGGUGGGAAAUUCGUAAGAUCCUGAAAGGACCCAAAGGGCUUACGGCACAAAGAUGUACGUGGCCAACACUACUGGCGGCCUGAUGCUGCAGACUAUGUUGUAUCUGGCCAAUCACACUAGUCGAGCGGCUGUCAAUACCCUGGUCGACCUGCCACCAGCCCCCAAAAGUGACAUCAACGAGGUAAAGUGCUUUGGAGUCUACGGCUGUUUUCCAAUCAAUGGGCCAUGGAACACGGUGACCAGGUCGAUAAAUGUGCAUCCACAGAAACCCUCUGAGAUUGAGCCACAUUUUACGUUGCACAUGCGAAGGGCAUUGGAUCAACCGAAAUAUCUGGAUCUCAAUGAUCCGGAUAGCAUCCAGGGCAUGGGAAUGGAUCCGAAGGGAAAGAUAUUUCUGCUGGUUCAUGGUUACCUAGAGUCUGGUGAGAUUCCUUGGAUGUGGGACAUGGCGAAGGCUCUGCUGGCCCACGAACCAGAGGGUCGGGCUGCCGUUGUCCUUAUUGAUUGGGGCGGUGGUGCCAGUCCUCCGUAUGUCCAGGCGGUGGCCAAUAUCCGACUGGUGGGCGCCAUCACUGCCCAUGUAGUGCACAUGCUGUACGAAGAGCUGCGCUUGCCUAAUCUGGAUAAUGUCCAUAUAAUUGGUCAUUCUUUGGGUGCACAUCUAUCCGGCUAUGCAGGCUAUCAUCUGCAGCAUGACUUUGGAUUAAAACCUGCUCGGAUUACUGGUCUGGAUCCUGCUGCUCCCCUUUUCACAGACACCGAUCCCAUCGUUCGGUUGGACAAGACAGAUGCCCAUUUCGUGGACAUUGUGCACACCGAUGCCAAUCCCCUGAUGAAGGGUGGUCUGGGCAUCAAUAUGCGACUGGGUCACGUGGACUUCUUUCCCAAUGGUGGAUUCGAUAAUCCCGGCUGUAACAAGAAAUUCCAGGAUGUGGUCAAGAAGAAGACCCUGUUCUUGACCAUGCAAGAGUUCCUCGGCUGCAAUCACAUCCGCAGCCAGCAGUAUUUCACGGAGAGCAUCGGUUCCAAGUGUCCUUUUCUCGGAAUAACUUGCGAUUCCUUUGAGAGCUUCAAGGACACCAAGUGCACUAGCUGCGAGGAGCCAGGUCAUACGUGCCUGCGAAUGGGCUAUCACAGCCAGGAGGAUUACCAGGAACAGGUGGAUCUUGGUCAGAUACAGCAAGGCGAUUCACCGGGGGUCUUCUACCUUUGGACAGGCGACAGUAAGCCCUUCUGCCGACUACACUAUCGCAUAACAGUGCGAGUUUCCGGACAUGAUGAGAGUACUCUUCAUGGCGGUGAGGUUGGUAUACUGUCCAUUCAACUUCAUGAUGCCCUGCAAAAGAAGGUUGGCAAGAAGGAGCGUGCCGCCACGGAGAUGAUGAAGUUCUCACAGAAGGCUAUGUACUUUGAGCCGGGCUAUGAAUACAAAGCCUUGGUGGCCGGACGUAAUCUUCGAGAGCCGGAAUAUGCCACCGUUAAUUGGGAAUAUCCGACAAACAUCUUGAAUCCACUAACAUGGCGCAUACUUUCGGCGCCACGCAUCUACUUGGAAUACAUUCUCAUCGAGGCCAUGGAGUCCACUGAACUUUACCUGAAAUUGUGUCCCCAACACGAGGGAGCCAUUCUCGCGGGGGCCGAAAAUGUCCUCAGCUCCAGCUAUUGCAAGGAUUAAUUAAUAGCUACUAACUAACUAACUAACAACUUUAGUAGCUUAUUGGCUAAUUGAAAGUGAUGUUGGUCGAAAUAUUCAUAAGUUAGUUUAUCAAUUAUGUUGGAAUAUCUGAAUUAACUUCUUUUUCCAACCCAUUGAUCAACUAUCUUAGUUAAUUGUGACUUAACUUAAAUCAUUUCAUUUAAUUAAUUGAUUAAUUAGCUAAAUAAUUGUGAGAUUAACUCAGAUUAAUUAGCUAAUUAAUUAGGGAUUUGUCACUUCCUGAGCAGAACUGCUUUGUGUGUAGAAAAUCAAAGAAAGCAGUGCAGGUACGAGACCUUGCUUAAACGUAAAUGGUUUGUGUCUGCACUGUUUCCGAAACUGUUCCCAUUUUGAUUCUUUAUAGCAACUGGCUGAGAAAGAACAGUUUGUAUUUUAUUAUAGUAUUUUAUUAGUUCGCAAAAUGAAAAAAACAAUCAUCAAACCGUUAUUUAUUUUAUAAAAUAAUUCUUUUUUUUUUCAUUUUUUUUUUGAGUACAUAAAAUGUAUUUUGUAGUCAUAGUCCAUUGAUGUAGCCUAAUUUAAUGUAAAUAAAAAUUAAAAACUAUUUAAAGGAA
This is a messenger RNA of Drosophila eugracilis, 2619 nucleotides long. RefSeq names its product pancreatic triacylglycerol lipase. Gene Ontology annotation, biological process: lipid metabolic process. The transcript is spliced from 3 exons. The record is from RefSeq and is a predicted model, not a curated record. The coding region runs from base 401 to 2023 and encodes 540 amino acids. Gene Ontology annotation, molecular function: carboxylic ester hydrolase activity; lipase activity. NCBI's taxonomy places the organism in Eukaryota, Metazoa, Arthropoda, Insecta, Diptera, Drosophilidae.